GGCAAUUCUGGUUUCCCUUCUCGCAGCAAGCAGAAAUUGAAUCUCUCCAGUCUCUAUUGAACCCAGGAGACGAUGAGCUCUAUUCCAAAACGAGUUCGGAUCCUGUCUCAUUGAUUGCAAUUUCCUUUUCAUUCUUUCUCGGGAAAAACUUUAUUCCAGUCUCGUUAUGCGGGUUUGAGGCUUAGCAGGAAGAGGAUUGCGAUUCCAGACAAUGUAGAAGCUUCUCCGCCCGAUUCGAGUUCAAUGACUCCGUUGAAGAGAAUGCCUAACGACACACCCUCUCUCAACUGCGAAAUGUCUCGUCUCGAAGCUCUGCCUCAUCACAUUCUGGUAAAGAUUUUGUGUGGGGUCGAUCAUGAAGACUUGGAGAAGCUUUAUCACGUAUCCAAAACAAUAAAAGAAGCAGCCCUUAUUGCGAAGCAAUCUCAUUUUGAGUUUGUCACCCCAAAGAAGAACACUUUUGCUAUUUUUUCAACUCCGUUUGAGAUGGAAGAUGAAUAUUUCUUAGCACCAUUGAGGAAAUGUGAGUCAAGACUUAGUGGGAGGAACCUAGCUCACAUAACCGUUGCCUUAUUUGCUUCCCCGGCCGAAGAGAAGUGGCCCAGAAAACAGCAGUCCAUUGAUCAGAAAGUUUAGGGUUGUGGAUCUAUGUGCAGAUAAAUGGAUAGAUUGAAUCUCUUGUUUUUAGAUUACGUAGGAAUAUAUUGGCGAGGAUUUGAGAUCUUUCGCAAAUCUUCUCUGUUAUUUUAGCCAGCCAUAUCUUCAAAUCCUUCAUUUGAAGAUCGCGCUGCUUUUGCCUCUGCUUGUAUAUGUAGAGAGAGAGAGAGAGAGAGAUCAUGGAGAUUUUGUUUGGAGGGCAAUCUAUUAAGAGACCCUUCUAGCCUGAUAAAUUUGAAAGUAUAUGCAGUUUCAUUCUGUGUGCUCUUUGUACCUAAUA
Molecule: messenger RNA, 937 nt
Organism: Prosopis cineraria
Lineage: Eukaryota; Viridiplantae; Streptophyta; Magnoliopsida; Fabales; Fabaceae
Product: F-box protein At1g61340-like
Exons: 4
Coding region: 244-636 (130 amino acids)
Molecular function (GO): protein binding
Source: RefSeq, a predicted model, not a curated record